GAAAAAUAUAUCAGGUAUGAGGAAUCCACGUUGUCGACUUGGAAUGGUCAAGCUUUCUCUAUCGAGUCUGAGGAAUCGUCGAGUUUUUCUAUCGUGUCCGAGAAAUCGUCUACCAGGACUUGGAAUCGUCGAGGUUAUCUAUAUCAAGUUAGAGGAAUCCCUGAUGCGGACUUGUAAUCGUCGAGUUUUCUUUAUCGAGUCCAAAAAAUUGUCAUUGCGGACUAGAAAUUGUCGAGUUUUCUCUAUCGAGUCUGAGGAUUCCUCGACCGAGACUUGA
Messenger RNA from Arabidopsis thaliana (thale cress), 277 nucleotides. RefSeq lists its product as uncharacterized. The record is from RefSeq and is marked reviewed. Bases 17 to 277 code for a protein of 86 amino acids. The transcript has a single exon. NCBI's taxonomy places the organism in Eukaryota, Viridiplantae, Streptophyta, Magnoliopsida, Brassicales, Brassicaceae.